Messenger RNA from Chara braunii, 2635 nucleotides. Lineage: Eukaryota; Viridiplantae; Streptophyta; Charophyceae; Charales; Characeae. The record is from the annotation of a GenBank genome assembly.
CUAUGCCAAGCUCAGCAAGUGCCGCUUUGCCCAGCACAAAGUGGACUUCUGAGGACAUUACGUGUCUGACCAGGGUCUCCACAUGGACGACGCGAAGAUCACUGCUAUUGCGGAGUGGCCUGCUCCCACAUCCGCCAAGCAGCUUCGCAGCUUCCUAGGCCUGACCAGCUACUAUAGCAACUUCAUCCGGGGAUACGCUAGGUAUUCCUACGUCCUUACCUCCACCCUCCUCCGGAAGAACCCACCCUGGGCUUGGACACCCCUCCACGAGGACGCCUUCCGCGCCCUCAAGAAGGCGGUGAUAUGUGCACCGGUUCUUCACCUACCCGAUUUUGAUCGCCCUUUUAUCCUUACCACCGAUGCGUCAGACUUUGCUGUAGGAGCAGUGCUUUCUCAGGUCUUCCCCUCCUCUCCUGAUUCAUCUCAUCCUCGUAUCCCUCGCUUCCCACCACCUACCCCUACCACUGCUUCCCGACUGACGCCUACUCGUCCAGCUACUGUCGAGCCUUCUAUUGACUAUCCUCCUACCAUCGCCGAGGACAGCACUGUCGAGACUCGCUCAGGUGAUUGUCCGAUAACCUUCUACUCCCGUCAGCUCCUGCCCGCCGCGAUAAACUACACUGCUGAUGAACGUGAGGUUCUCGCAGUAGUUUAUGCCGCUCGGCACUGGUGUCACUACCUGCACGGGGCACCAUUCACGGUGCGCACGAACAACUAUGUUGUCCAGGCUUUUCUGACAAAGCUGAAGCUCACUCCUCGACAAGCUCGCUGGUGGCGCGACCUAUCCGAGUUUAGUUUCACCACUGAGCACAUCAAGGGUGGGACUAAUCGGGUCGCAGAUGCCCUCUCCCGGUGCCCUGACCACGACCAAGAGCACAUCCAACUCUCUUCUAUCUCGGUCACCACUGUCCACCACUCGGUGACCGACGAGUUUCGCACUCAGUACCGCCACUCCCCCGACUAUCGCGACAUCCACGCAGCCCUUCGGAGUGGUAAGACCGUCCCGAACUACUCUCUCGGGGACAACGGUCUUGUGUACUGGCACGGUUCACAGGGCACAAGAGAGCCCCGUAUUUGCGUUCCCUCCACUGGACAGCUACGUGUCCGAGCAGUAGCAGAGUUCUAUGACCAGGCAACUGCCGGUCAUAUGGGCUUCCACAAGACGUUGGCUCAUGUGAGCCGCCUAUACGUCUGGCCGAAGCGCAAUGACUUUGUGAAGGACUACGUCGCAGAGUGUCCCACGUGUCAGGAGGUGAACAGUGCGAACCACCUGCCUUAUGGUUUGCUCCAGCCUCUUCCUAUCCCURAGGGUCGUUGGCAGUCCAUCUCGAUGGACUUUAUCGGUCCUCUUCGUCCUCCGACCCCUCGCGGUCAUGAUGCUAUCCUGGUCGUCGUCGACCGCUUCACAAAGCGUGCACGCUUUGUUCCGUGCCGCUAUGCUAUCAGUGCACAUGAGGUCGUCGACAUCGUGUUUGACCGAGUCGUGCGUGACCACGGCUUACCUCUGAGCAUCAUAUCUGACCGUGACCCGCGCUUUACCAGCCAAUUCUGGCGACGGCUCCACGAGGUGUACGACACUCAGCUCCGCUUCUCCUCGUCUUACCAUCCUCAGACUGAUGGUCAGACCGAGAUCACAAACAGGACUAUCGGAGAUAUUCUCAUAAAGAUUGUUCGUGACGACCAGCAGUGGGAUCUCCAUCUUGCCCACGCGGAGAUAGCCUACAACCACGCUGUCUCGCCAGCCACGGGGAUGUCGCCUUACUAUUGCGACCUCGGCUAUCACCCUCGUGUUCCCGCGGACUUCCUUCGACCAUCCCAGCUGCACCCCGACACGAGUUGUCCCGCGCUGGACGAUUGGGUGACACACAUGAUGUCGAUCAUGAAGACCGCACAUGAGCACAUAGCCGCGUCCCAGACUCGCAUGGCAGCACGUGCGAACCGAUUGAGGAUGGAUCAUUCAUUCAAAAUCGGUGAUGAUGUGCUUAUCGACGCCCGCCACUUACAGCUCGAAGCGGACACGCUUCGCGAGUUUCGGCGUCGCUUCUUUGGCCCAUGCCGCAUCCUCCAGGCCGUCGGUUCUGAUACGACAUCUAGCCCGGUCAGCUUUCGUGUGAAGCUGUCUGACUACCUAUGUCAGACUCAUGUGCAUGAUGUCUACCACGUCUCGUUACUGCGUCCUUACCGCAGACCGUCUGAGCGUUUCGCUGGACGACCAUACGAGCGCCCUCCACCCCUCAUGGUGGACAGCCACGAGGAGUUCCUCGUUUCAUACAUCAUUGGUCGCCGAGUCACCGACGACAACCCUCCCCACGUCGAGUAUCUCGUACGUUGGAAGGGUUACCCUGAUGAGGAGGCUACCUGGGAGCCCCUCGAGCACUUGCAGCACGCUCGCAUGUUGGUGCGUGCCUAUGACCSUGCUYGUCGUGCUGGGUUCACUGCUCCUCCUCAGCCCACUGACCCUCCUCCUCCUCCGGCUGAGGAGACCGCUGAAGUCGAGCCUGCUCCAUCUGAGGCAGACCUUCAGCAGCAGCCGAAUGCUUCUGAGCAUCCACAGCGCACUCGUCGUCGUCCUGCUCGAUACGACGAUUGACUCUGACUUACCUUCCCACGUCUUUGACUUCUCAGUACUCCAUCC